Marasmius oreades (fairy-ring Marasmius) is the source of this 873-nucleotide messenger RNA. RefSeq lists its product as uncharacterized. The transcript has 4 exons. The record is from RefSeq and is a predicted model, not a curated record. NCBI's taxonomy places the organism in Eukaryota, Fungi, Basidiomycota, Agaricomycetes, Agaricales, Marasmiaceae. The coding region runs from base 81 to 542 and encodes 153 amino acids.
UAUCCCUAUCUUUGCGAUCGCCUUUUCUCUUUCUCACCCUCCCACCACUUUGUUUUAACUUGUACCCUAUUUACGAAUUAAUGCUCUCUUUUCUUAAUAUCUUUUGUUGUUGCUCCGGAGGAUCCUCGAAGAACCCACAACAAGAUGAAGUCGACGAAACGACUCGGUUGAUCCCAGAAAUUGUGGCCGAACAACCACCAUCGAGCCCAGCUUUGGUGUAUGUUGAUCAUGAAAGACUUCGAGAGAGACUAGGGACUAUCGUGCGGGCUAAAGAAGGAAAAAUGGUCAACGUGAUUCAAAAAUCGCACCUGAGAAGUAGAACCCAUUUCGAUACUCUGGGUCCUGCUGCUGGCCGCACUGCAUCAACUCUACCACCGCAAAAAACACCUCCCAUGGGACUUGGGGAACAUAAUAGUUUCGUUCAGGCUGUCGGACUGGAUGUAGAUCAUGGUCUACCGAGGGGCAAAUCUCCGACACCGUCUGCGAAGGCUAUAUUCGUUUCCCAGGAGGACGUUCAGCUAUCUUUGAGCUGGGAGGAGUGAAAGGUUCUUCUGAUGUGCAAGAGUUAUAAUAUCAGGUUCCGGCGACCAACUUUGGCUUCGUCCAAAAUCCGGUCGGGACCUUGACUUCGCAUUACGCGGCUGCUACAGAACAACACAGCUUUGGGUGGUUUCUAGGAAAGCGGAUGGAAGGAUAUUUGAGUGGAUUAUAUCGGGGUCAUUAGUUGAUCCGUCGUAGGCGUUGACGUUGAAUAACCGGGUUUUCGAGUUUGGACGAUGCGUAGCGUAUAUUCUUCACCAUUAAUCACCCUAUGUAUAUAAUGAUAGUGUUCAUCUAUUUGAUCAAUUUUAUCACGAGAGUCCAUACAGGAGA